AGUGAAACGAACCAAAAUCAGUCACUCAUCAAAAGAUUUGCAAUAAGAGAACAAAAAUGGCAAGUUCGAGCAAAGAGCUCUAUUAUGUAUUUUUGGAAAGAGAUCAUGAGUAUGAGCGUCUUAAAGAAAUAAGGACAAAAAAAGGAGAAGAAGAGUUGGAUAGGUAUCUAGAAAAGAGACACGAGGAGAUUCUUGAAAGCACCCUUGAGCCUGGCUCUUAUAAGAGGACUGUCUCUCUUGUCGUCGUUCACGGUUUUGGUGUUGAGAUCACCGAUCACCAGGUAGUCCAUACAUGCAUACAUACAUAUGUCAUGUAUAUGAAGGUGGUUCCUAUGCAUUUGUGAAUAUAUGUUUCGUCGAUUGUUUAUAGUUUGAUGCUGUUUAUUUUCCUGUGUUGUACUAUUAUUUAUCAGGCCGAAGUGCUAAGAUCAACCGAUGGGGUUUAUACGGUGGAAAAGAACUAAGAGAUUAAACUUGUGUCGAGUUAAGAAAGACGAAAAGAAAAGGAAAUGUCAUUUCUAAAUUAUUAUUUUUUACUAAAACAUUUCUAAAUUCUUUAUAAGAAGAAUGAGGAAUAAUAAUGAUAGAAACAUUUCUAAUCGAUGCAAAUGAAAUGUCAAUCCCAAAUGUUUGCUUAUUUUUUACUUCCAUCGUGAUCCAACAAAAUACA
Molecule: messenger RNA, 670 nt
Organism: Raphanus sativus (radish)
Lineage: Eukaryota; Viridiplantae; Streptophyta; Magnoliopsida; Brassicales; Brassicaceae
Product: subtilisin-like protease SBT2.5
Exons: 2
Coding region: 57-344 (95 amino acids)
Source: RefSeq, a predicted model, not a curated record